This is a messenger RNA of Arctia plantaginis, 1842 nucleotides long. The record is from the annotation of a GenBank genome assembly. NCBI's taxonomy places the organism in Eukaryota, Metazoa, Arthropoda, Insecta, Lepidoptera, Erebidae.
AUGAUUCAGAUCGCUAUUGAUGGCGUUACUAUUGUGUGGUUGUUCGGCAAUCACUGUCGCGGCUCUGAUAAGGCGCGCUCGGUGAUAACCACUGGAGUUGGCGGACAGUCGCCUGGAGGCCUUCAAAGAGUGCGCACGCGCCGUCGCAAAGCGCAACAAAACUAUCGUGUUAAACACAUAGUUGCUCUAGCUAGAAGACCGUCUUUGAGAAGAAUCGUUAUGGCACCAGGAGCUCAUUCCGCCCACGCAAUGAUGGAGGACAAAGAAAAAGCGCUUCACGGAGCUUUGGCAACCGUGAGGUCCAGUCGCAUCAGCCAAUUCGCACCUUUGCUGAUCGCGCUGGUGGGUCUACCGGCGCGUGGCAAGAGUCAGCUAGCACACCGCCUGUCCAGGCAUCUCAAUUGGAAUGGUGAAAGCACUAAAGUGUUCGACUGCAGCGAGUACAGGCGUCGGCGCAUGGCGCUAUAUGGCAGCCAUGACAUUUUCCGCGCCGAUAACGCGCAGGGCUCUGCCAUCCGUCGUCAAAGUGCCCGUGAAGCCGUGCAAGAUGCUGUACUCUGGUUGAAGGAUGGGAAUAGUGUAGCUAUCUUUGACGGCACUAACAUUACGAGGGAACAGCGUCGCGAUUUGGAAGAGUACUGCGUCUCCGACAUGGGCUUCAGAAUCCUAUUUAUCGAAUGCGUCUGUGAAGACCAGGAGUUACUCGAGAGGAACAUAAUUGAGAUCCUCCAUUAUUCAGCUGAUUACAAGUCCAUGAGUGAAGAGGAGGCCGUUGAUGACUUGAGGAAGAAGUUGGAACAUUACAUGAGACAAUACGAACCGAUCGAUGAUAACCUAGAGACUAUUAGUUUUGUUCGUGUUGAGAAUUUCGGAGAGACAGUUACAGCGCACAGGGUAUCUGGACAAAAAGAGUCUGGUAUCCUGGGAUACUUGUCAGGAAUGAGAGCUUUGCCACAAACAUUAUACUUCACUAGGCACGGCGAAAGCGAGUACAACGUGCUCGGUCGGAUCGGAGGCGACGCUUCCCUGUCCCCCCGGGGAGCGCUGUAUGCGCAGGCGUUGGCCAACUACAUCAACGCUCUUGGCUGCCGCGACCAUGUGACUGUGUGGACCUCGGAGCGGCGGCGCACAAAGCAGACGGCCACUGACAUUAGAGCACCGAAGAGAGUAGUCAGGGCGCUCAAUGAAUUGGAUGCUGGUAUCUGCGAAGGUCUGACUUAUGAGGAGAUGCAAGAGCGCUUCCCGCAAGAGUUCGCAUGGCGCGACCAAGACAAACUGCGCUACCGAUAUCCCUGGGGCGAGUCAUACAUCGACAUCAUGACCAGGCUGAGGCCCGCGUUAUCAGCUCUCGAAGACGAUCACAAUGUUGUCGUGGUCGGCCACCAGGCUGUGCUCAGAUGUAUGCUUGGAUACUUCUUGGAUACUAAGCUUGAUGAACUCCCUUACAUGACCGUUCCAUUACACACCAUCGUGAAGUUGACCUCCUACGGCUACAAGUACAGAGUGGAGAUGAUCAAGCUGCCAGUGGAUUGUGUCGACACCCAUCGCGUACAGCCCAAGAUAGAUCAACUUUCAUAUUUUCAUGACAGCUAUGACAUUAAUUCAUGCGCCGACGCAGGAUCGUAUACAUACGUUCUCCACCAACACGUAACUGCUCAAAAACAGGACACCCACGACGCGCUAGUGCAGUACCAUUCCCUUCGACACGCUCCCGUCGAACUUGGGCAGAACCCGACUGAAGCGCAGCAGCUUUGCACCAAAAAAUUGGCUCGCGAACUCGCAGCCCCACAAACCCUAGCAGCAUUACAAGGGUUUAAACCCAAGGGACCACAAAAGGGCUAG